AUGCCCCGUCUCCCCCGAACGGUCCUCCCAUUUGCCCCCAGGGUCCUCCCCCAAACACCCGCUCUUGCCUUCAGAGCACCCCUCUCCCUCCCCCCCACACCUCUCACAAAAUCGCCCUUCUACACCCACCUGCCAUCGAGGCAGCCCCUCACCCUUUCCCUCCUCCGCUCUCCCCUCCUGCCCCUGCCAAUCACUACCACGAACACAUCACCGCUUUCGGGGGCUUUAGGAGCUCUGAGGAAUGUCCAGAUGGGCACCUUCUACCAACCCUCCCAGAGGAAAAGGAAGAACAAGCACGGCUUUUUGGCGAGAUUAAAGGGAGGAAAGAAUGCGAGAAAGAUGUUGGUGCGUAGGCUGAAGAAGGGAAGAAAGUUCUUGAGUCAUUGA
Messenger RNA from Cryptococcus amylolentus CBS 6039, 387 nucleotides. Its product is annotated as ribosomal protein L34. The record is from RefSeq and is a predicted model, not a curated record. The transcript has a single exon. Gene Ontology annotation, biological process: translation. Gene Ontology annotation, cellular component: ribosome; mitochondrial large ribosomal subunit. Gene Ontology annotation, molecular function: structural constituent of ribosome. Lineage: Eukaryota; Fungi; Basidiomycota; Tremellomycetes; Tremellales; Cryptococcaceae. Bases 1 to 387 code for a protein of 128 amino acids.